CGAAAUGCCGAGCUGAAGAAGCUUCGAGAACCACCAGAAGUCUCUGGUUUGCUUUGCUUUCCAUUUCUAUAUAAAUUAUAUUAAUUUCUAUUUUUUUUCUGAAUUACACUAAACCUCACAAAUCACAGUCGUCUUCCCCAAAGCAAAACUCGAAGCUAACAGAUUCCUCUUCCAUGGCCGACGAAGCCAAAGCCAAAGGCAACGCCGCCUUUUCCUCAGGUGAUUUCAACGCCGCGAUCAAACACUUCACGGAAGCUAUAGACCUUGCUCCGACCAACCACGUCCUUUACUCAAACCGAUCUGCCGCUUACGCUUCUCUUCAUCAAUACGAUGCAGCGUUAUCCGACGCCAAAAAGACCGUCGAACUCAAACCCGACUGGUCCAAAGGUUACAGCAGGAUCGGCGCGGCUCAACUCGGCUUGCAUCAAUAUCAAGACGCGAUUUCGGCGUAUAAGAAAGGUAUCGAGAUUGAUCCUAAUAAUGAAGCUCUGAAAUCGGGAUUGGCUGAUGCUCAAUCGGCUUCAGCGUCGGUUUCGACUUCACGAUCUAGGGCGGCUCAGCCACCCAAUCUGUUCGGCGAUGCUUUUCAGGGGCCGGAGAUGUGGGCGAAGUUGACUGCGGAUCCGACGACUAGGCUUUAUUUACAGCAGCCGGAUUUUGUUAAGGCGAUGCAGGAUAUUCAGAAAAACCCUACCAAAUUGAAUGAAUAUUUGAAGGAUCAGAGGGUUAUGCAAGCUUUGGGAGUUCUAUUGAAUGUUAAGUUUAAAGCGCAUGGUGCUGGCGACGACAUGGAUACUCCAGAGGCUGAUUCGCCUCCAGCUCCACAGCCUUCACAGCCCGCUAAGGAGGAGGUGAGGAAGCCUGAGCCUGAGACGGUACCUGAACCGAUGGAAAUUCCGGAAGAGGAGAAGGAGAAAAAAGAGAAGAAGGAGAAAGCUUUAAAGGAGAAGGAGGCUGGAAAUGCUGCAUAUAGGAAGAAGGAUUUCGAGACGGCUAUUCAGCAUUACACGACAGCAAUGGAGCUUGAUGAUGAGGAUAUUUCGUACAUCACCAAUCGGGCUGCUGUUUAUUUGGAAAUGGGCAAGUAUGAGGACUGCAUUAAAGACUGUGACAAGGCUGUUGAAAGAGGUAGAGAGCUCCGAGCAGACUAUAAAAUGGUAGCAAGAGCUUUGACUAGGAAGGGGACUGCUUUGGUGAAGACGGUGAAAUGCUCGAAAGAUUAUGAACCGGCGAUAGAGACUUUCCAGAAAGCUCUUACAGAGCAUCGGAAUUCAGACACUUUGAAGAAACUAAAUGAUGCAGAAAAAGCAAAGAAGGAUUUGGAACAACAAGAGUACUUUGAUCCAAAGCUAGCAGAUGAGGAGCGUGAGAAAGGGAAUGAAUUUUUCAAGCAACAGAAGUAUCCAGAGGCUGUGAAGCAUUAUACAGAGUCAUUGAGAAGAAACCCCAAAGAUCCAAAGGCAUAUAGCAAUAGAGCUGCAUGCUACACAAAAUUGGGAGCAAUGCCUGAGGGACUGAAAGAUGCUGAGAAGUGCAUUGAGCUAGAUCCAACCUUUUCUAAGGGCUACACCAGAAGAGGAGCUAUUCAGUUCUUCAUGAAGGAGUAUGACAAAGCUUUAGAAACAUACCAGGAAGGGUUGAAACAUGAUCCCAAUAACCAGGAACUGCUCGAUGGAGUUCGAAGAUGUGUGGAACAGAUUAACAAAGCUAGUCGAGGUGAUUUCACCCCUGAAGAGUUGAAGGAAAGACAGGCUAAGGCAAUGCAAGAUCCUGAAAUUCAAAACAUUCUGUCGGAUCCUGUCAUGAGACAGGUUUUGAUUGAUUUCCAGGAGAAUCCAAAGGCAGCACAAGAACACACGAAGAAUCCUAUGGUGAUGAACAAGAUUCAAAAGCUGGUCACCGCUGGAAUUGUCCAAAUGAGAUGAAAACGUAGAUGGAUUAACUUGAGUCCGUUUUGCCUUCACCAUUGCAGUAAACUUGUUUGUGUGUGUUUUUCAUUUCAGUAAUUCUGUAUCGCCUGAAUUUGGGUUGGAUUAAUUCAUAAGAAAAAGAACUAGUUUCAUCAAA
This is a messenger RNA of Hibiscus syriacus, 2067 nucleotides long. Its product is annotated as hsp70-Hsp90 organizing protein 3-like. The transcript has 7 exons. Bases 174 to 1925 code for a protein of 583 amino acids. Gene Ontology annotation, molecular function: Hsp90 protein binding. The record is from RefSeq and is a predicted model, not a curated record. NCBI's taxonomy places the organism in Eukaryota, Viridiplantae, Streptophyta, Magnoliopsida, Malvales, Malvaceae.